AUGCCGGGCGCUGCUUUCCGGUGCCCCAGCCGGCCCAUGGCGCCCCGCGGGCUGGUGCUGCUGGCCUUGCCAAGAAAGCAGCUGAACGGCCCCGUUCACUGCGCUGCAAGUCUGGUCGAUUUCUGUGGCCAGACCCUCCAGGGGGAUGGGGUGAUCUUAACCUCCCACCGGGACUCUCGGCGCUUCUACUUCGUGGCCACUGGCACGGACUGCCAGCUUACCCUGCAGGCUGCGUCCCCCCGAGACAAGGUCCAGUUCCAGUUCCGCUUCUUCCUGGUGUACAGCUUGCUGCGCGUGCCUCCCAGCGGCGCACCCGGUGCCGGCAAGAGCCCCCAGCCGCCGGGCUCCCCUUGGCCCCCCGGCCAGCGGGAGGCCACGGGCCUGUGCACGGCGGGCCCCUACGUGCGCUUCUACGACGGCGAGGACCGCUCCGGCACGCCGCUGGGGACGGCGCUGUGCGGGACGAACAUCCCCAGGCCCGUGCGCUCCACCGGCAGCCGCCUGACGCUGCGGCUCGUGACUCGCGGCCAGCAGCCCCGUGUGGACUUCGUUGGCGAUUUCACCUCCCUCCGGACCGGGCUGAACGCUUCGGCUUGCCGCGCCGAGUCCUACUUCCCCUGCCGCAACGGCGCCUGCAUCCCCCCUGGCCUGGUGUGCGACGGCAGCGGGGUGGACAACUGUGGCGACGGCACGGACCAGGCUGCCCAGCCGCCGGCCCGCUGCAAAGGCCCCACCACCCCUGUGCUGCCCCCGUCUGCAGCUAGCGUCCUGCCAACCCAGGCUUCCUGUGCCAGGUCCCGAGACGGCCGGCUGCUGCCCCCCGGCGGGUCUGCCCGGGAUGACGCAGCGCGGUGGAAGCCUCUCCUCGUCUCGCUGGCCGCCCUCGUCGGUGCUGCCGUGCUGUACUGGUGCUGCCGGAACCCUGGCUGGCUGCUCUGGAGGGCCGGCGCCUGCAGACGCCGGCCCGGCCACAGUCCCGCCGGCCACCUCUGCACAUGCUGCCGUGGCCACCGAGCGCUGGCCAAGGUGACCCCGCAGGGGAGCCCCGAGCCCCCUGUGUGA
Messenger RNA from Varanus komodoensis (Komodo dragon), 1062 nucleotides. RefSeq names its product low density lipoprotein receptor class A domain containing 2 (gene LDLRAD2). The record is from RefSeq and is a predicted model, not a curated record. The coding region runs from base 1 to 1062 and encodes 353 amino acids. Gene Ontology annotation, molecular function: protein binding. The transcript is spliced from 5 exons. NCBI's taxonomy places the organism in Eukaryota, Metazoa, Chordata, Lepidosauria, Squamata, Varanidae.